Prunus persica (peach) is the source of this 2073-nucleotide messenger RNA. RefSeq names its product sphingosine-1-phosphate lyase. Gene Ontology annotation, cellular component: endoplasmic reticulum. Gene Ontology annotation, molecular function: pyridoxal phosphate binding; sphinganine-1-phosphate aldolase activity. The coding region runs from base 204 to 1826 and encodes 540 amino acids. The transcript has 16 exons. Lineage: Eukaryota; Viridiplantae; Streptophyta; Magnoliopsida; Rosales; Rosaceae. The record is from RefSeq and is a predicted model, not a curated record. Gene Ontology annotation, biological process: sphingolipid catabolic process; carboxylic acid metabolic process.
CAAUUAAAUGAAACAGAAAAAGGGGGUUCUGAUCUAGAAGGCAGCCGGACCAAUUGUAAGAAUUUCAACGCUUUGUCUCUUCUUUCACACUUCGUCGACACCCGCAUCAACAAAACAUUUGCAUCGAACAAUCAGAAAUUUCGCCAACAAAGCAUAAUCCAAAUCCAAAAUCCAAAACCUCCAUUCGAUUCUUCAGUUCAGCCAUGGAUUCUUCUGUGAAAUCGUUCCUGCUUGAUGUUAGAGCUUCCGCGAAUUCAUUCUUGUCCGAAUACGAGCCUCUGGUUCUGGUUUCUGCUCCUCUUAUCGCACUCUUCGUUGCUUCCAUGCUUCAAUCGGCUCUCCAAGUCCUGCACGAGAACGGACUCAAAGCCACUCUGCUAGGGUUCUUCAUGAGCUUCGUCAAGUUGGUUCCUGGCGUGAAGAGUUACAUCGACGCUGAGAAACAAAAGGUUGUGGAUAAGUUACAGUCUGGUGGUAAAUCUGUAAGAGAAAGUUGGAGAACUGAAUUGCCUAGCACAGGGUUGGGAGUGGGAGUCAUAGAGCAAAUGAAAGAUGAGAAAAGAAAAGAUGUGGCUUGGCAAGGGAAAUGCUCUGGUGCAGUCUACAUUGGAGGAAGUGAGUGUGAAGGACAUUUUUCUUUAAUUAAUGAGGCAUGCUCAAUGUUUGCGCAUACCAAUCCAUUGCAUAUGGAUGUAUUCCAGAGUGUGGUACGGUUUGAAGCAGAAGUGGUUGCAAUGACUGCUGCAAUGCUUGGAAGUAAAAAGAAGUCUUCUGGAGGACAAAUAUGUGGAAACAUGACAUCAGGAGGAACUGAAAGUAUAUUAUUAGCUGUGAAAUCAUCACGAGAUUAUAUGAAAACCACGAAGGGGAUUAAAAAGCCUGAAAUGAUAAUACCUGAAUCUGCUCACUCAGCAUACGACAAGGCUGCACAAUAUUUUAACAUCAAGCUCUGGCGUGUCCCUGUAAAUAAAGAAUUUCAAGCAGACGUCAAAGCAAUUAGAAGAUACAUUAAUAGAAACACCGUUUUGAUUGUUGGAUCUGCACCUGGUUUCCCUCAUGGCAUUGUUGAUCCGAUUAAGGAGCUUGGUCAAUUGGCUUCAAGCUUCGACAUUUGUCUCCAUGUUGACCUUUGUCUUGGCGGCUUCGUAUUACCUUUUGCUAAUAAGCUUGGGUAUCCAAUUCCACCCUUUGAUUUUUCAGUGAAAGGAGUGACAUCAAUAUCAGCGGAUGUGCAUAAAUAUGGGUUGGCUCCUAAAGGAACAAGUGUAGUUCUGUACAGAAACCAUGACCUCAGAAAGCAUCAAUUUGUUGCCGUUACUGAGUGGUCAGGAGGGCUAUAUGUGUCUCCAACCAUUGCCGGAAGCAGACCUGGUAGUUUAAUUGCUGGGGCUUGGGCAUCUAUGAUAUCUUUGGGGGAGGAAGGGUACUUGGAAAACACAAAAAAGAUCAUGGAAGUAUCAAAAAGACUUCAGAAAGGGAUAGAGGAAAUUCCCGAGUUGUUUGUCAUUGGAAGGCCAGACAUGACAGUUGUGGCAUUGGGAUCUAAUGUUGUUGACAUAUUUGAAGUAAAUGAUAUCAUGUCAUCUAAAGGCUGGCAUUUGAAUGCAUUGCAAAGACCCAACAGCAUUCAUAUCUGCGUGACGCUUCAACAUGUACCAAUUAUUGAUGACUUUCUCAGGGAUCUAACGGAAUCUGUGAAAACUGUUAAAGAAAAUCCGGGUCCUAUAAGCGGAGGGCUCGCUCCCAUUUAUGGUGCUGCGGGGAGGAUGCCAGAUAGAGGUACGGUUCAGGAGCUGUUGGUAAAUUACAUGGACGGUACAUGCUAGUGGUGCUCUCCAAAUUUUUUGGUCAAGUUGUAAGAAAAAUGUUGUUUUUGAAAAGACCACAAGUCAAAAGAAAAAUGAAAAUCCAUUCGUUGAUUUUCUCCAAUAUUACUUGAUGUUCUUGCCUUGGGUUUGAUUUAAGGAUACAUUGUCUAAAUCCACGAUAUAUACGUGUAUUUUGUGAUCAUUUGCUGCUCAUUCACAACUUUUUAUUUUAUAAUUCAAUCAACUGCCCCUUGCGGAGCCUCCA